Molecule: messenger RNA, 1112 nt
Organism: Rubroshorea leprosula
Lineage: Eukaryota; Viridiplantae; Streptophyta; Magnoliopsida; Malvales; Dipterocarpaceae
Source: the annotation of a GenBank genome assembly
AAUGCCCCAAUUCGUCUUGCUCAUUCACUCUUCUCGGAGCUAAGGUGGCCGGAACCGGAAAAAUGCUAGGUCGUCUCGCGUCCAAGCGUCUUCUCGAGAUCCGGCAAGCUUUCCGGCAAUCACCUCAGGCAGCUCGAUCCUUUUCAACUGCCUUGAACUACCACAUUGAUUCUCCGGAUAACAAUCCUGAGCUUCCAUGGGAGUUCACUGAUAAGAACAAAGAAAAGGUCAGGGAGAUAUUAUCUCAUUAUCCAUCCAAUUACAAGCAAUCUGCAGUUAUUCCUCUUCUAGAUCUUGCACAGCAGCAGCAUGGAGGGUGGCUUCCUGUUUCAGCAAUGAAUGCGGUGGCAAAGAUUAUAGAAGUCGCUCCUAUCCGUGUAUAUGAGGUUGCUACAUUUUAUUCAAUGUUUAAUAGGACAAAGGUUGGAAAGUACCAUCUCUUGGUUUGUGGCACAACACCUUGUAUGAUACGUGGUUCACGUGAAAUUGAAGAGGCUUUACUCAAACACUUGGGAGUUAAGCGCAAUGAAGUAACAAAGGAUGGUCUAUUCUCUGUUGGAGAAAUGGAAUGCAUGGGAUGUUGCGUCAAUGCUCCUAUGAUUACAGUGGCUGAUUACUCCAAUGGGUCUGAAGGAUAUACUUACAAUUACUAUGAAGAUGUUACUCCAGAAAAAGUUGUUGAGAUAGUUGAGAAGUUACGAAGAGGAGAGAAACCACCGCAUGGCACACAAAAUCCAAAGCGAGUCAGGAGUGGACCAGAAGGAGGGAAUGCUACCUUGCUAAGUGAACCCAAACCUCCACCAUGCCGAGAUCUUGAUGCCUGCUAAAAUUUUUCAUGUCAAUGUUACCUCUAAUAAUGCGAAGCAUGGAUGUUGCUAAAGCUUUUCUGUGGUAUAUCUGUAUAUGUUCUUGAAUUUCUCGAGGUCAACCAUUUUGAAUUUUCCUACCAAAAUAUUAUCUGGGAAUGCCAACCUGUUUUAUUUUGCAUUGAAUUGCACCAGAUAAUUGACAGGGAUGUGUUUAGAUAAAAGAAUAGAUCAUACCAUGCCUUAAAUGUGGCAAUGGAACUCAUUGUGAUGUUAAUUCAGAGAAUGAGGUUGGAUUUGGUUCAG